GCAUGCACUUUUAGCAUCUGGAAGAAUUUAGACGCAGAAAAGGACAGUUCACUACUCAAACCUGUAAGCUUGGGGAAAAAAACUUUAAUGAGGUAACUACAUCUUCAGUCACCAACACUGACUACUGUUGGAUUCCUUUUUUUUCUUCUGUGAGCUGACAUCGCCAAUAUUAACAGCCAAGAUGAUCCAACAAACCUCAAUACAUCAAACUGAUGCCAACUAUUUAUAAUCAAUGUAUUGGAGGAAGCGAGAAACUUGAAUUUGUACAUUCGUUUAAUUGGAAAUGUGGAUAUUGCACACCUUUGCAAUUCAAAGCAAAGAGUUUUUGAUGAUCCAUGAGCGUACCCUCUAAUUUUUCCCCAAAAACUUUUAUGGAAAAGUUUGUACAGUUUGUGGUGCUGUGCGCAGAGCCUCGUUGGACAGCAUCCUUGUUUCAUUAAUGGGACAUCUCAACAUAGCUGCUCCAAGAUGAGAUGUGAUAAAGCAGUCACCUAUCUAAGGAUUGUUGGCACAACAUUGUUUGGCAUUUCGCUGCUUGUGGGAAUCUCUACUGCCUACAUCAUGGGGUACAAGCUCAUAACAACUGCGGGCAACUACUUGUCCUUUGGUCUUUAUGGGGCAAUUCUAGUUGUUCACCUCAUCAUCCAGAGUUUGUUUGCUCUGUUGGAACACAGAAACAUGAAACGUUCCCUGGAAACCCCUAUCAAACUCAACAAAUCACUGGCCCUUUGCAUCGCUGCCUAUCAAGAGGAUCCAAACUACCUGAAAAAGUGUUUAACAUCUGUGAAGAGGCUCACCUACCCUGGGAUAAAGGUCAUCAUGGUUAUCGAUGGCAAUAAUGAUGAAGACAACUACAUGAUGGAGAUUUUUCAGGACAUCCUGGGCCGGGAUAAGGCAGCCACAUAUGUGUGGAAAAGCAACUACCACCAUCGAGGGCCGGAGGAAAGCGAGGAAUCAUAUGCUGAGAGUCUGCAGCACGUUUCUCGCCUGGUACUCAAUAAUAAGUGUGUGUGCAUCAUGCAGAAGUGGGGCGGGAAGAGAGAGGUCAUGUACACUGCCUUCAAAGCCCUGGGAAGAAGUACUGACUACGUACAGGUAUGUGACUCAGACACCAUGUUGGAUCCGGCCUCCUCAGUGGAGAUGGUUAAGGUUCUAGAGGAAGAUCCCAUGGUCGGAGGAGUAGGUGGAGAUGUACAGAUUCUGAACAAAUAUGAAUCGUGGGUCUCCUUCCUCAGCAGUGUAAGGUACUGGAUGGCGUUCAACAUUGAAAGAGCUUGCCAGUCAUAUUUUGGGUGUGUUCAGUGUAUCAGCGGGCCCUUGGGGAUGUACAGGAACUCCCUGCUUCACGAGUUCUUAGAAGACUGGUACAAUCAGACAUUCAUGGGAAGCCACUGUAGUUUCGGCGAUGACCGCCAUCUGACCAACCGAGUUCUGAGCCUGGGAUAUGCCACAAAAUAUACCGCUCGCUCUAAGUGCUUGACUGAGACACCUAUCACUUACCUACGCUGGCUCAACCAGCAGACCCGCUGGAGUAAAUCGUAUUUUAGGGAGUGGCUUUACAACUCAUUGUGGUUCCACAAGCAUCACUUGUGGAUGACCUACGAAGCCGUCAUCACAGGCUUCUUCCCCUUUUUUCUCAUUGCCACUGCGAUCCAGCUCUUUUACCAGGGCAGGAUCUGGAAUAUUCUUCUGUUUCUGCUGAUCGUCCAGGUGGUGGCGCUCAUCAAGUCCUCCUUUGCCAGUUGCCUCCGUGGAAACAUUGUCAUGGUUUUCAUGUCCUUUUACUCAGUGUUAUACAUGUCAAGUCUGCUUCCGGCAAAGAUGUUUGCAAUAGCCACAAUCAACAAAUCUGGAUGGGGAACGUCUGGACGGAAGACCAUUGUGGUAAAUUUCAUUGGGUUUGUUCCAAUCUCAAUCUGGUUCACAAUCCUUUUUUUUGGCUUUAUUUAUACAAUAAUCCAAGAAACACGAAAACCCUUCCCAGAGUCUGAAAAAAUAGUUUUAAUCAUUGGAGCAAUUGCAUAUGCCAGCUAUUGGGUUGUGUUUUUGACUUUGUAUGUGGUUCUUAUAAUGAAGUGUGGCAAGAGGAAGAAAGGGCAACAGUAUGAUAUGGUUCUUGAUGUAUAGUAUUUAACCCAUUGCCCCUCCCCCUUUUCUACGUUUACAUUAUAAACAAUCUCAGUCUGCUUUCUAAAGUCGGGCUUUCCACAGGUGAAAGGAAGUAACACUUCAAGGAGACAUCUUUGCUGCUGCGACUGAUAUUAAGUAUAUUCCUUUGAAGUGAUAAAGGAAACGUUAGAAUAAAGUUCAAACGUUUGAUGUGAGCUUUGACACUUUUAGAAUGCUACCACCAAAUGACAACUUCUUUGCACUUUCACGUUCACUCUAAAUAUGCACAAUGCUUGAUAGAACUCAGAUACCUCAGUGGUUAUGUGCUAACCACUUUGUGCUAAGUGUAUUGUGUGAGUGACUGGGAUAGAGUCAGAUUUUUUUCCAAUUUUCCCAAGUAAUUUAUGAUUUUGACAUUCAGUUUGUUAUACAUAUAUACAGUAUAUACACACCGAUCAGCCACAACAUUAAAACCACCUGCCUAAUAUUGUGUAGCUCCCCCUCGUGCCGCCAAAACAGUGCCAACCCGCUAUUGCUGCUAUUCUUCUCACCACAAUUGCACAGAGCUGUUAUCUGAGUUCCCGUAGACUUUGUAAAUUCGAACCAGUCUGGCCAGUCUUUGUUGACCUCUCUCAUCAACAAGGUAUUUCCACCCACAGAACUGCCCCUUACUGGAUGCUUUUUGUUUUUGGCACCAUUCUGAGUAAACUCUAAAGACUGUUGUGCGUGAAAAUGCCAGGAGAUCAGCAGUUACAGAAAUACUCAAACCAGCUCAUCUGGCAGAAUGCUAUUCUGAGAUGCGGGUUGGCACUGUUUUGGCGGCACGAGGGGGAGCUACACAGUGUUAGGCAGGUGGUUUUAAUGUUGUGGCUGAUCGGUGUGUAUACAUGUGUAUAUAUAUUUAUACAUACAUAUAUACAGUAUAUUCUGUAUGUAUGCAUUUUUAGAUUUAAAUCUAAAACUGAACUUCUGAGAAUUUUUAUUGUGCUGUACUUUGUAUUUGCAUAAUGUAUUGUAUUGCCUUCAAUUUAGUUUAUCCACCAAAGAUACUCUAUUUUUCACUAAUUGUAAAGUAUGAGCAAAUGCAAAAUUUGUGCAUUUAACUGUUAGGACAAUGACUUUUCUAUCUGACCAAAAUGUGAAAUAAAGAAGCUGGAUUUGCCUCUGUGAUGACAACAGUAAAAGGCAAAUCUUGGGAUGAGAAGAGCAAUGAACCUGUGUUAUUAUAAGUGUUAGAUGGAGAGAAGACCUGUUUAUUUAUACAACACUAUGGUUUAUAGCUUUUCUACCUGGUUUAUGGUAAAAUGUUUUGUAAUUUGAAAUUAUAAUUUGCUGUUUCAGUUUAAUGUUUUGAAUUGUCCUGUCAAAUUACUGACAGUCCCACACAAACUAUGCAUGUGUCAUUGGAAUAUGAUAAAUAAGAGAUAAGAUUGCUAUGCAUAUUCUGUACAGAGCGAGUCCAAAGCAUCUGCACAAAACCGAGGCACAAAAUGCCUUUUGUGAUUGUUAUUAUUUCAUGCAAAUGUCAUCCAUCAAUGUCCAGUGCAUUUUUGCAAAACAGCUUUCCAGUAAUGCCAUCUUAAUUUCCAAUUUCCCAUUCCCAAGGGAUACCCUGCCUUCAUUUACCAGUGAAGCCGGUUUCAUUUCCCAGCAACUUUAAAGGGAUAGUUAACCAAAAAAAAAAAAAUUCCUUCAUCAUUUAUUGUUACAAACCUGUAUGUCUUUCUCUCUUCUAUGGAACACAAAAGGAGAUGGCAAGCAAAAUCACAGCCUCAGUCAUCAUUCACUUUCUUUGCAUCUUGUUCCAGUACAAUAAAAAUGAAUGGUGACUGAGGCGUUUUUGGCUAUCCCUUUAAUGUUUGCCAAAAGUACUGUAUAAGAAUAUUAUGUUUUGAAUCAUAUACCAAAGGGUCUUGCGACACAUGAUGAUGAGUAAUGUUACUUUGUGUUAAAAUUAACUAUGAAUAAUUGAUGAGGCAUUUUAAUUCAGAGGAAUAAAGAUUAAAAGUUUGGAUACUCAAAUUACUGCAAAACUAAGGCAGUAUUGUCAUGAAGCACUUUUGUCUUUGUGCCAAAUAAAAGAAAAUUAUACUUUGUCAUACA
Molecule: messenger RNA, 4212 nt
Organism: Myxocyprinus asiaticus (Chinese sucker)
Lineage: Eukaryota; Metazoa; Chordata; Actinopteri; Cypriniformes; Catostomidae
Gene: has2
Product: hyaluronan synthase 2
Exons: 4
Coding region: 469-2127 (552 amino acids)
Biological process (GO): hyaluronan biosynthetic process; extracellular matrix assembly
Molecular function (GO): hyaluronan synthase activity
Source: RefSeq, a predicted model, not a curated record